ACUCUGUCCACAAUAAGUUUUGCAUACUAACAUGUGCAUGACGAUUUAUGUUUCUAACUUUGAAUAAACACACAACUUUAGGAGUGUGAUUGGCAGUUAACUUUCGCAGCAUUUACGACAAAAUGGAAACGAUGUGUUUGUUUUGAUCUAGAAAUCAAUGCCAAUGAACGGAUUAAGCAUCACUGACAACGACAGACACAAGAAGGUUACCAGUCCAGCCAUGGCGGAGAUUGCAAUGAGGGCCCUGCACGUGUCACCAAGACCGCGCGUGCGAUCUACGUCAAUGAAAAAGCCCAAAGUAAGACCGCCUGAGGACUUCGAGCUCGAUGAUAUGCGUCCUAGAACUAGCAGUUUGCCCUCUAAAAGUAACUUUAAAAAACCCAACCUUUUAGCAAUCAAAUCAGCGGGGAUCUUAUAUGAAGAUAGCGAACAUGAUUUGUACAGACUCAGAAGCUUUGAAAAGACAGCCAAAGGUUUGGUCAAUCGUGGGGACUCCCUGAUAUCAAGGAGUAAUAACAGUAUUUUUUCUUCGGAAAGUGAAUAUGGUGCUUUGUCCCAAACAUCGAGCUCAACGUCACAGACAAGUCUAACGGAGCAUCAGAAACCUUAUCGGAUCCUAAUGAUGGGAGCCCAGGGGGUGGGGAAAACAGCCUUAACACAACAGUUCAUGACCUCGGAAUACCUCGGUGGCUUUGAUACGAGUGUCGAUGGGGAGGAGGAGAAGACAGUGUCAGUAUUACUUAACGGUGAGGAGUCCGUGCUCUCCUUCAUCGAUCCGGAUACUGAAAAUGUAACACCAAGAUGUGCUCCAAACUGUUCCUGUAUCGAUGCUUAUGUGGUCGUCUACUGUAUCGAUGAUCGAUCAUCGUUUGAUCGGGCCGUCGAUAUUCUUUACAACCUACGGAAGGAGGAGCACUGCGACUCGGCGAUCAUUUUGGUGGCUAAUAAAUGUGAACUAGCGAGAUCCAGACUUAUCACAGCUGAAGAGGCGCAGGCAGUAGCUAAGACCUAUGAUUGUAAAUUCAUUGAGACAUCGACAGUUCUAAAUCACAACGUGGAUGAGCUUCUAGUGGGCAUCCUUAGUCAAGUCAAACUGAAAAUAAAACAGAACGAAAGAUCCCACAGUAGACUAGAACAUCUACAAGGAUGUGUCAACAAGAGCAAACAAAUACUGAACAAACUCUUCAAAAAAGAGGGAAACGCCAAAUCCUGUGAAAAUCUCUACGUUCUAUAGAUCUUUAGACCUUUCAUUUAACGAUUUUUAAAAACUGCGACGUAAAAUCAAAACUCCUGCAUAAAAAACCUGUAAUAAAGAAUUGUGGUUUUGAAGUACAUUAAGUAUGUUAAAAGGCCAGAUGGCGAAGUACUUUUCAUGCUAAAGAAUAGCUUCUAACUACACUUGAACUUGAACUAGAAAUAUCAAAUAUUGAAAAUGGAUGCAUGUGAAGAGAUGAUCAAGACAGUUACGGCCCGUCAUAUCCUGUUGAUAAACGUUGGCCUUCAGACAUUGAUGACAGCAUUACAGUUUUUAUGAAGACUUUAUCCUGUUAUUGAUAAGCGUUGUUAUUAUGAAAGAAGUUAAAGAUCUAAGUGAACGUUUAGUUCAGCCUUGUGACAGAUUCCUGAUAUUUGCAGACAUUAGGUGGAUUUGGUUCCUUUAUGUGUGUUUUAUGUUAUGACAUGUGUCUUUAAUUCUGUAAAUCAAAAAAAAAAAAACAUUCCAUUCCAGAACACAAUAUCUUAUGAUUUGAAAUACAUCCUAUUGCGUCUUUUCGACAUGAAUGGAGUUUUGGAUUGUACCUUUUAUUUGAAAACCGUCAUCGACUAGAUAUAGCUUUUCACUUUAUAAGAAGUACAAGUAAUAGACAUAAAACAUUGUCUAUCUUUCAUACGAACACAUUCUCAACUUACUGCCACAUGUUGCUUAUGUGUUUAAAAUGAAAUACUGCUUGUGCCGUGUACAACUGAUACACUGAUAAAGUAAAAUUACUCUUUUAUGGAAGUAUUUAGAUAUUAGACGGUGAUUAUUAAAGUAACUUCUUGUAAGUGAUAUUUUGUAUUGUUAGAGAGCAGACUAGGUCCCAGUCUCGUAAAAUCAUGUUAAGGAUGGUACUUCCUUAUUUAAAAAAAAAAACUCAUUCCGGGAGCAAUCUAAAGGUUAGAAAUUGUAUAGUUCUACCGCUAUAAAAUGACUUUGUAAAUAGAUAAAGGUUUUACAUGGAUUAUACUUUGAUGCCUAUUUAUUCUUGGUUGACUGUGUGACUGUAUCAUCAUACAUUAUAUGGACAUUUUUAUGUCUAUUCCUGGUAAACUAUGUGACUAUGUCACCAUACAUUGUAUAGUUAUUUUUUAUGACUUCCUGAUUGGCUAAGUAGCUAUAUUAUUAUACAUUGUAUGCUUGUUUGUAACUGCUAAACGUUUAUUGUGGUGGUCAAUACUUGUAUGUACAAUGUGCCUUUUUAAAGCAUAAGUUUAAUUCAUUAAAAAUCUAACUCAUUUAUUUCUCAUUCGAAAAAAAAAGACCAAAUAAAAGUUUGAAUGAAC
Molecule: messenger RNA, 2544 nt
Organism: Saccostrea echinata
Lineage: Eukaryota; Metazoa; Mollusca; Bivalvia; Ostreida; Ostreidae
Product: GTP-binding protein GEM-like
Exons: 4
Coding region: 158-1234 (358 amino acids)
Cellular component (GO): plasma membrane
Molecular function (GO): GTPase activity; calcium channel regulator activity; GTP binding
Source: RefSeq, a predicted model, not a curated record